Molecule: messenger RNA, 1772 nt
Organism: Nymphaea colorata (pocket water lily)
Lineage: Eukaryota; Viridiplantae; Streptophyta; Magnoliopsida; Nymphaeales; Nymphaeaceae
Product: putative transferase At4g12130, mitochondrial
Exons: 5
Coding region: 286-1557 (423 amino acids)
Cellular component (GO): mitochondrial matrix
Molecular function (GO): protein binding
Source: RefSeq, a predicted model, not a curated record
UCCUUAUGCAAGGCGUCAACACGUCUCAAAAUUUAUGUUGCACUAACUAGAAGUGCAAUCAGAUAGAUCAACAUGCAACCCUUUCUUCUAAGACAUUACACGUCCGACUGCAACGAACAAGCCUUUGGCUACGCUUCUUUGCUUUACACGUAGUCUGGCACGAGAAACACCUAGCGCCUGGAGCAUCAUUUCGGGAAGCGGCGGUGGUGGUUUUGAUCCUUCCACAAUCGCAGAGUUGUCCCAAAAGUUAACGGCGACGUCGGCGAGAAAGAAGCAGAUUGAUGCAUGGCUUCUUCUUGCCUCAGAAAGGUUAUUUCAUGCCAUAUUUGCCGGAGGUGUAGCCUCAUCCCUCGGAGAAGCCUCUCUUCUGCGCCAACGUCCCCGGGAAAUCACCAAUCAGAGGAAGGUGGGGAGAGGGGCAGCCGGGGGCCCUUCGCCUCCCUCCUCAGGAGCCGCUCAGUCGUCCGAUUCCGAGGCCCUGACACCAUCAAGUUCUUACACGGCCUUCUCACCAACGAUGUCCGCCCGUUCGCAGAGCCCCCAAAGGAGGAGCUUGCCUCCAUCCCCACCCCCAACCAGCCCCUCCAUUCCACCUCGCCCAUCUACUCCGCAAUGCUCACAGCCCGCGGCCGCUUCCUUUACGACUUUUUCUUUUAUCGCCCAGCCUCGCCCGAACAGAAGCUGGACCCUUCUGGCGCCGGUCCUGGCUCUGGCGCUUCUGAGAUGAGCCUCUACGCGGAUGUUGAUUCUCAGUGCGUGGAUGAGAUCCUGGAGUUCAUGAAGAGGUACCGCCUGAGAGCUAAGGUGGAGAUCGAGAACGUGGCCGAGGAAUUCUCUUGCUGGCAACGUUUUGGCACUUUUGAUGAGCCCUCAACGGCUGGUGAACCGGAGGCUGCAGCAGUCGGAUGGGGUAGUGCAGUUGAUGAUACGGGUAGCUCGGCUGCACAAGGAAAUAGUCAUGGUUGGCGAUGGUUCAGGGAUCCUCGGUUAGCUGCCCUUGGUUUUCGGGGAAUCUUCCCAUCUGACCAAACUCUGAUUCUUCUGGCUCUUGUAGCUCCACUGGUUGAAGCCGACAAGGAAGUUGAUGAGCAACAUUAUAUUCUAUGGAGAAUAGAAAAAGGUGUUGCAGAGGGUUCAACUGAAAUUCCCAAAGGUAAAGCAAUCCCUCUGGAGUUCAAUUUUGUUGGCUUGAAUGCAAUCAGCUUCGAGAAGGGAUGCUAUGUUGGUCAAGAGUUAAUUGCUCGUACGCAUCAUCGUGGCAUCAUCCGCCAGCGUCUGCUCCCUAUGAUCUUUGUCGAUGGACAGGGCAAAGAGAUGGAAGCUAAGGUCGGUCCAGGAGCAGAAGUUGUGAAUGUUUCGUCAGGUAACAAUGCAGGUUCAGUGACGAAGGCAGUUGGCUGUCGAGGCAUAGGUGUUUUGAGACUGGAAGAAGCCCUUAAAAGCUCUAGUUCCUUGAGAAUUAGGGAGCAUGAGAAUGUCCAUGUGAAAGCUAUUCGUCCAGAGUGGUGGCCGGCAGAGUGGGGUCAUGAGCAGGAAGAAGACUCGGACGUUGUUUAGAGCUGUCCCUAGUUCUCAUCCUUUUUAUUCAACACCCUUGCCUUGUAGACUGAUGUUGUGAAUUGUGGAAGUUGGCAACCUGCCCAGCUAGUUCAUUGAUGGGCAUCACAGGUGGGAGAGAUGAAAGUUGAGAUAUCAAUUUUGUACCGUGAUCAGUAGUAAAUGUACUGAAAUUGAGUUGCUGGCAAAGUGAUGGAAAAGAAAAAUAAUAGUUA